This is a messenger RNA of Nanorana parkeri, 2530 nucleotides long. It is a transcript of the gene SESN1, whose product is annotated as sestrin 1. The transcript is spliced from 11 exons. The record is from RefSeq and is a predicted model, not a curated record. Gene Ontology annotation, molecular function: oxidoreductase activity, acting on peroxide as acceptor; L-leucine binding. NCBI's taxonomy places the organism in Eukaryota, Metazoa, Chordata, Amphibia, Anura, Dicroglossidae. Gene Ontology annotation, biological process: cellular response to L-leucine; regulation of response to reactive oxygen species; negative regulation of TORC1 signaling. Bases 2 to 1627 code for a protein of 541 amino acids. Gene Ontology annotation, cellular component: nucleus.
UAUGACAACGAAUGAGGAAAAAGUGACUUGGGAGGGUCUGUACAAUAAAGACCCUCAGAUCAGACAAGUGGCAAUGCAAAAUAUCAGAGAAGACAUGCAGACCAGGGUGGAUCUGACAGCCCCUGUGAUGAAAGAGAUGGACUUUCCUGGCUAUUCAGAUUUGAAUCAGAACUUGGCCAGACUCCUGAUGCUCUCCAAGAGAUGUCCCUUUCCAGAUGUCAGACAGAAGAGCCUGGAAGUCCUGAACCUGAUUCAGGAAAUGGGAGUCCGAAUCCCUCGCCCCUUAGGACAAGGUCCCAGCAGAUUCAUCCCUGAAGAAGAGAUUCUACAAGUGGGGAACGAAGAUGCUAACAUGCAUUCAGUGUUUGCUGACGUGUUUACUGACAUGGGCCGCUUGGAUAACAUAACCCUAGUGAUGGUGUUCCACCCCCAGUAUUUGGAGAGUUUCCUGAAAACACAACAUUACUUGUUGCAGAUGGACGGUCCCUUACCUGUCUGUUAUCAGCACUACAUUGGUAUCAUGGCGGCGGCCAGGCAUCAGUGCACCUACCUGGUUAACCUGCACGUCAAUGACUUUAUCCAUAGCGGAGGGGACCAGAAGUGGUUAAAUGGUCUUGACAACGCUCCACAGAAGCUCCGUAACCUAGGAGAGCUAAACAAGCUACUGGCACACAGACCUUGGCUGAUCAAAAAAGAACACAUUGAGCAACUGCUGAAGACAGGAGAGCACAGCUGGUCCCUGGCAGAGCUGAUCCAUGCUGUAGUCCUGCUCACACACUACCACUCCUUGGCUUCUUUUACAUUUGGCUGUGGAAUAAGUCCAGAAAUUCACAAUGAUGGAGGCCACACAUUCCGUCCCCCUUCCGUCAGUAACUACUGUAUCUGUGAUAUAACGAAUGGCAAUCAUAGAGGGGAUGAGAGCCACCGCACAACAGGAAGUAUGGUAAGUAUCAGCCAUUCGUGUUGUGAAGUGGAAGCUCUGAUGGAGAAGAUGAAGCAGCUUCAGGAAUGUAGAGAUGAAGAGGAGGCAAGCCAGGAAGAGAUGGCCACACGUUUUGAGAGAGAGAAGACCGAAAGCAUGCUGGCUUUUGCUAUAGAUGACCCUCCACCGGCACGAGAAGUCUCCAGACAUUUUGAAGACACCAGUUAUGGUUACAAGGACUUCUCCCGCCGUGGAAUGCAUGUUCCCACCUUUCGAGUGCAGGAUUUCAGCUGGGAAGACCACGGUUACUCUUUAGUGAAUCGUCUUUAUCCAGAUGUUGGGCAGCUACUUGAUGAGAAAUUUCACAUUGCAUAUAAUCUGACAUAUAACACCAUGGCCAUGCACAACGAUGUAGAUACCUCAACGCUAAGACGGGCCAUAUGGAAUUAUGUACAUUGCAUGUUUGGAAUAAGGUAUGAUGAUUAUGACUAUGGAGAAAUAAACCAAUUAUUGGACCGAAGCUUUAAAGUUUACAUAAAAAAUGUGGUGUGUAGUCCAGAGAAGACGACAAAACGAAUGUAUGACAACUUCUGGAGGCAGUUCAAGCAUUCUGAGAAGGUCCAUGUUAAUUUGCUUCUUAUGGAAGCGAGGAUGCAAGCUGAACUAUUGUAUGCUCUACGAGCAAUCACCUGGUAUAUGACCUGAUUGAUUUGUCCGAACGAUCGCUCAAAACGAAUGUUCAACAGGGAAAUCUGCUUUCUGCACUGCCGACUUCCCACGCCUUUGUGGUAGCUACCUUUUCCUCAGAAGUCCAUUGUGCCAUAAUUGCCAUCAUAUCAGCUGUUUGGUUUGUGCCACUGAUUUCUCACAUUGAACUGACAUUUGAAUGUCCUGAAAGAUGAUGCCUUGCUGUCCUGCUGGAACACCUGCAAGUCUGGUCUUUUGCCAUCCAGUGAUGUUGCGUGUCUUUGCAGUGAUGGACAUUUAGAAAGCAUUGAAGACGAGGCACCGUGGAAACAUGCACUAUGAUUUCCCAUUUGGGUCAAUAGUGGUGCUGCUGAUGUGUUAAUGAGACGUGGGCCUCCCAGUUAAGCUAUAUAAAUAAAAGUACAUGAACACUGCUACAGCCUGAGCCUUGUUAUAUAAAUACACACCGGAAGUGUGCAUUCCUUUACAUUUGUGCAUGUUUUAUGGUUGGCCAUCUACAGCAGUUAACAAAUCUCCCAACAUCUGUUGCUGAUAUCAGCUAUUGGCUUUAUAUAGUGCUGGAAGAAAGCUGUGAUUGACAAGUAUAUAUUGUAUAUCAAUAUAUAGUAUAUGUUCAAGAAAAAAAAAAUUGUCUUCCUGAAAAUCUGUAUAGAUCCAUUUCUUUCCAGUCUUCAGAAGGUAUUUUUACCAUUCUCUGACUACAGGGAAAGUGAAAUACCUCUUCAGUUGUGGGGUGCACACUUUGUUGUAUCACACUGCUGUCUGUCUAGUAGUGGUCAGGGUGGAGGGAUUGUAGGUCGCCUGUGUGUGACUUAACCAUUCUUAAAGUCAUUGGCAGCUGCUGAAAUAUCACACGUGGUUUACAGCGUUUCAAACUUGAUCAAGAUGUGAAUGUUUAGA